Molecule: messenger RNA, 4066 nt
Organism: Rhincodon typus (whale shark)
Lineage: Eukaryota; Metazoa; Chordata; Chondrichthyes; Orectolobiformes; Rhincodontidae
Gene: ppp1r16b
Product: protein phosphatase 1, regulatory subunit 16B
Exons: 11
Coding region: 558-2282 (574 amino acids)
Biological process (GO): establishment of endothelial barrier; regulation of sprouting angiogenesis
Cellular component (GO): cytoplasm
Molecular function (GO): enzyme inhibitor activity; protein binding; phosphatase regulator activity
Source: RefSeq, a predicted model, not a curated record
GCACUGCUGAAUAACUUACCCCAUCUACUGGUUCGCGGCUGCUUCGACGAUUAAUGCAGUCUCUCUUCCAUCUCCUGGCGUUAAUCUCUGCCUCUUCCUUUGCCCCAUGUCUUUAUCCAGCACUAUCCUAGUGCAAGCCCACCCCAGCAGGCAGCCGGGGCUCAGUCCUGUCUAACUCCACCCAGUAGGACCGGAGCUCUCUCCCUCCUCACUACUUCUGCCUAACUCCUCUAAGUCUCUGGCGGUCGUUUCUCUGCCGGGUUGUGUAAAACGAGUCCUGGUGGAGAACUGUCACCCGGUCGGUGUGUGCAGGAGUCGAGGACUGCAGCCUGUUGCUUGCUCUCCCCUUUCUUCCUAAACGUGAUUAAACCCAGUUCUGAUUCCAUCUCAGCUCAGACCGUAUUGGCAGCUGGCCCUCAAAGAGGGUAAGGCAAUGGCGAGGAUCAGAUUCACUUCUGGUUUGUCCCCCUGCACCGAGUGCGGCCACAAGUAAUAUCAAAGGUUGGAUAAGUGCGCAGAGUUCUCUGUUUCUCCUGAUCCCUUCAGUUCCCCAGUGGAUGAUCCUUCACUUCGUCAUGUCGACUCAUACGGACCUCCUCACAGAACUCCCGUUCCUGGAGAGGCUGCCCACCCCAGACCGUCUUAGGGCUGCAAAGAAACGCAGGGCGCAACAGCUGAAAAAAUGGGCACAGUAUGAGAAAGAGAUGCAGAAUAAAAAGAGGAAAACUGACAAGAAGAAAAACACAGGGAAUCACCAACGAGUCUCCUUCACCCCAAAUGUUCUGCUCUUAGAGGCUUCCUCCAGGAAUGACAUUGAGGAAGUGAGCCUCUUGCUGAAAAAGAAUGUGAACCCAGAUCUGUGCAAUGAAGAUGGACUCACUGCAUUACAUCAGUCCUGCAUUGAUAACUUUGAAGAGAUGGUAAUGCUGCUUUUGGAUCAUGGCACCGAUGUCGAUGCGAAGGACAAUGAGCUGUGGACUCCUUUGCAUGCAGCUGCCACGUGUCGACACACCAAUCUUGUGAAAAUUCUCAUCGAACGAGGAGCUGACCUGCUGGCAGUCAAUGCAGAUGGGAACAUGCCCUAUGAUUUGUGUGAUGAUGAUCGGACUUUGGAGAUCAUCGAGACAGCAAUGGUUAAUCAGGGGAUCACUCAGGAGAAAAUUGACCAAACCCGCACUGCGGUAGAACAGCAAAUGAUUGUAGACAUCAGAGAAGGUAUUCAGGCGGGCACUGAUCUGAAUGCAAGAGAUGCUCAGGGUGCCACCUUGCUACAUGUGGUGGCUGCCAAUGGGUACUGUACAGUUGCUGAGCUGCUUCUCGAGCAUGGGGCCAAAGUAAGCAUCAAGGACAAUGACGGCUGGGAACCAUUGCAUGCAGCUGCCUGCUGGGGUCAGAUGCAAAUUGCAGAAUUGCUGACAGCUCAUGGUGCGAGUCUCAAUGCCAAGACAAACCUUAAAGAAACACCAAUUGAUCUCUGUGAUGAUGAGGAGUUCAGAGUUUUGCUUCGACAGCUCAAGCACAAACAUGAUAGCAUCUUGAAGUCACAGGGCAAGAACAAGUCAUCUUUAAGCAGGAGAACCUCGAGUGCUGGAAGUCGAGGGACGGUGGUGCGGCGAGCAAGUGUGUCGGAUCGAAAUAAUUUGUACAGGAAAGAAUGCGAGCAGGAGGCAAUUAUCUGGCAGCAGAUGGGGCAGAAGGAAAUGGAAAAGGAAAUCGUAGGCAGUGAUGGCGAAGAUAAAGACUCAUGCAAAGAUCAGGAGAAUGUGACCCCGAGUUUGGCAUCCAACUCCCAAAGAGGUGUGAUGGAACAAUUUGGGCCUACAGAAGAGUCGGCAGAUAUUGGCGGAAAGAACAGUCCUUCACUCUCAAUCUCAACUUCGCGGAGGUCGUCGUCGGACACUGAAUCCUUGAGAAUAUCCCCCACGGAGGAAACCGCAAAUGGCCAGGUUCCCCCGGACAGUUCCUGCCCUGCUCCUUCACCGCAGCCCAACAGGGACAAGAACUGCCAGACGCUGUCGGAGCUGAAGCGACAGCGAGCAGCCUCCAAGCUGAAGAAGCAGCUUUCUCAGGAAGCAGCUCUGGCCAAUGGCCUGGGAAGCAUCUUGGAAAGUGACCAGCUUCCACCAAAGGGCAGCCCGGUGGGCUCGAGGACAUCAGAGGUCAGCUCCAAUGGGAACUCGCUCUACUAUUACCAGCCCUAUGGGGACCCUCCACUAUUAAAACUUAAGGCACCAGUGGAGGAGCCAGACACUAAGGGACAGGGCUGCUGUAGGAUUGUGUGAUUGGAAAAAAAGGACCUGCAAAAGUGUUCUGUUGCAAGUUGCACUUGGGCCAGAGAUGGUAGCUUGUGUGACAACAUUCACAUUGGUAGCUGCUACAUUGAAGUACUGACGUGAGGAUGUUAAUUUAAGCACUAUUUUAAUUCAUUGGCCACUGAAUUCACUGUAACUGUAUGGAGUUCUUUAUUCUGCAAGGUAAGAGUGAAUGACUGACUGUUUGACUGUUUGGAAUUCCUGGCCAUUUAGUAUGGUAAGGAUUCCAUACUGUAUUACUGUAUAGAGUUUCUGACUCACCUGAGGCUGUGUCUUUUUUAUUCUCUCAAACUGCAGGAUUAAAUGUAAGUUUUAAUCUGGUGCUAUUUAAUUGAAUGCCAGUUCGGCACUUGCAGCAUCUGUAACCAGUUUAUGAAAACAACUGUCAAUUUUGAAUGGUUUAUUUUAAAGUCAGCAAUUUGCACAGCACCAGAUUUAACAAUGCUGCAUUUUUUUUUUGUUGUGAGCAACUGUUGUAGAGCUUGUCCUAUUUAAGGUUCCUCAAGCAUCAUGUUACUCCUGUCUUCAAGGGACUACAUCACGCUCUCUAGGAACUUAGAGAGAGAAAUUGUUUAUUGAUAAAUAGUGACUUAUAGUGUAGUGUUAUACCCCUCUCACUAAUGGGCAGGUUGGGCUAUCUGUACAAGUGGAAGAUAUGGGAACAUUUUCCCAUUUAUCACUGAGGGAUAUUGAGUACUUCCAAGUCGGGCCUACAGUGGUCACAGACAUAUUGUGCUUUUGAGGCUAGAAGCCAACCACUGGGCCUUACCUCACUGAAGCCAUUCUGCCCUAGACUGGAAAACUCUUCCCUUUCCCAUGUGCAUGUUCAUCUCUAAGGCAACUUUGCUGCUUGUUCAGGAGCUGUGCGAGAGACCAGUAUUUCUUCAAACCAGCUUCACUUGCAACCCUGAUCCUGAACCUGUCUGCUCCCAACUCCUUGUGUUUAGGAGGGAUAACAUGCUGUGUGAAGUUGAACAAGGAACUGAAUUGUAGCAACAUGCAUGAUAGUAACCGAAUAUCAUGUGAUCAUCUGGUAUGGCCUUUUGGCAACAUUUCACUGGGUCAAAAACAUAUAAAUCUAUCUAACACUCAAAGCUUAAGUUGACGCAUCCACUAAUUGUCCUGACUGACGUUUGGAAGUCACCAUAGCCCCAGAAGACCAUAAGCUGCUCUCCCUUAUUAGAGAGAGAGAGAGAGAGAGAGAGAGACAACCAUUGGUGAAUUUCACUGAGAGUCACCAUGCCUCAGAUGAGAAGACAGGGCUUUCGUGACCUUCAGCCGGCUUGGGAAUUGAGCCUGUUCUGUUGGUGUCACAAACCAACUAUCCUGCCAAUGGCAUUUCUUCCUCAGUCAGUAACAUCCGAUUAACUUGUUAGUUAUUACAUUGUUGGUUGUUGAAUCUUGCUGAUUACACAUUUCCUGGUGUUUUUGCCUGCAAUACUCCCAGUGACUACACUGCGGGAAGUUCUGAGGAAGUGAAUUCUGUUGUCCAGAUGUAAAUUUGUUCUGCUCGUUUUGUUCUGGAACCUCCCGGAGAGGAGACAUUCCCUUUUUUUUCAUGUUGCCACUCAAUCCUGAGUGGGUCAAGACAGUUUCUUCCUUUGUUCUUGAUCUGCAACAGUUCCCUUUGCUCCCCCUUUCCUGAAGUCAUGCUUGUGUACAGAUUCUAGCAACUUUCCUCAAGUGACCUUUGACUCAAGAGGCAGCACAGUGGCUCAGUGGUUAGCACUGCUGCCUCACAGUGCUAGGGACCC